UCAAACCCCCCCACUCUUUUCCCACUCCCCUUCUCUAUAUAUAAACCCUUACAGCCGCACCAUUUUUCACUCACUCUAUCAAACCCCUAACGCAAAAGAAAAAAAAAACACCACAAAGGGUAUCACUUUCUCUUUACUUUCUUUUCUUUCUAUCAAUCUUUUUCUAAAACUUGAUUGGAUUUGAAGGAAUUUGAAGAAUAUGGCUCUUGAAGCUCUGAAUUCUCCUACCACGGCUGCACCUUUCAGCAACAAAUAUGAUGACAUCGACAACAAUUACCACGAGACGUGGAAGAAGGGCAAACGUUCAAAGCGAUCACGGAGCGAGUCUCCUGCACCGUCUGAAGAAGAGUACCUUGCUCUCUGUCUCAUCAUGCUAGCUCGUGGCUCCACCAAGGAAAACAAAAACGUCUCCGCCUCCAACGGUGGUGAUGGUCAUCGUCAGUCUUCCUCGUCAUCGGUACCAGCAGCUGAUCCGCCAGCUUUGAAGUUGUCAUACAAGUGCAGUGUUUGCAACAAGGCUUUCCCUUCUUAUCAAGCUCUGGGUGGGCAUAAAGCCAGCCAUCGCAAACCCUCCACCGACACAGCUUCCACCAAUGCUGAAAAUCCAUCUACCACCAGCACCAACACCAGCGCCACCAACGGUAGUGGUAGGGCCCAUGAGUGUUCCAUCUGCCACAAGACUUUCCCUACAGGCCAAGCCUUGGGAGGCCACAAACGCUGCCACUACGAAGGUGGCAACAACAAUAAUAACAACAGUAACAAGAGUGGUAGCGGUAGCGUUAGUGGGGUAACGUUGUCAGACGGCGGCGCUUUGAGCCAAAGCCACCGUGUCGACCUUGACUUUGACCUGAACUUGCCCGCGUUGCCGGAGUUCCGUGGGGAAAAUAAAGAUGGAAGAUUUAGUCAAAUCUAUGCAGAACAAGAGGCUGAAAGUCCAUUGCCAACCAAGAAACCUCGUUUCUUGAUUGCUAAGGAAGAGAAGCUGGAUUCUUCUUUAGCACAAGAUUAAUUUCAGGAUUUGUAGAAUUAAUUGAAUUGACAAAGAAAAAUGAUUUUAUUUUUCAUUGAUUCUGGGAUUUGUAUUUGAUAAAUUGUUCUGUACAGUGAAUUUGUUCAUUGUUUGUGAACUCUCCCUAUUGUAGUCAGUUUCUGGCAAUUCAUUGAUUCAUUAUUUUAAGAAAAAUAUUUCUAAUACUAUAACUGACAUUUAU
Durio zibethinus is the source of this 1211-nucleotide messenger RNA. The record is from RefSeq and is a predicted model, not a curated record. Lineage: Eukaryota; Viridiplantae; Streptophyta; Magnoliopsida; Malvales; Malvaceae.